AUGGUUCAGGCCAUUGAAGUGCCAUUGGAAAAAAACAUUACCCAGAAAAGGUUCUGGCAAAUGGCCCAGGAUUUGCUUUAUACAAAGUUAUUUUAUGAUGAUUCUACUAAAACGUUCACUACAAAAAGAUACAACUGCCCCGAAGCGCCCAUAUCCACAGCUGUGGAUGGAAAGAAAUCUGGAGAAGAAUCUAUCCAUUCCAAUGGUACGUCGAUAAGCGAUGCAAAAUCCAAAAAUGUUAUAGAGUCGAAAGAAGACUUGGCACCAUGCACGGUGGAUGAAAUGAAUACAUUAUUAGUUAGUUAUCUUACGCUGGUAUCAAAUUACUGUGAUUCUCUUGCCAUAAAGGAUAAGGAUCCUGACUUUUUCAAAAAGGUGUCGCAAUACAUUCUUAGUUAUAACAAUUAUGAAAGAUAUCAGACAUUUUGCGUCCGAAAAAUGCUCUCGCUAGUCCUAUAUGCGGUCAACUCGAAUGCACAGAAUUUACAACUAAAAUCAGAUAGGCUUUCCAAGGACCUUUGUGCGAGGGUUGUCCAAACUAUUGAAACUAAUGAGAAAUUUCUCAAGAUUAUAGGAUGGAUAUUUUAUUCUAGUUACAAUUUGCUUAAAGAACAGUUUGUCACAAUUUUAAAAUCAUACAGAGGAAUUGAAGCUAUACUCAAAGUGCUCAACAAUUAUUGUUCUGUUUCCAAAAAUGUUGGUGAUGAUGAUCCAUUUGAAGAAGAUUACUUUCCAUAUUUGGAACUAGUGUUCAAAAUAUGUCAAGGUUUGGAGCUAAAGCCCGAACAGUUAGACAUUAUCAAUGCGGAAUUUUUGAAAUUUGCUGCUAAACACCUAAAUGCUGAAACAGAAGAGGAAAACCAAUUGAAUUAUGUGAAGUUCCGUCUAUUGUUAAUCUUAAAUGAACAAUACAUGGUUAGGCAGUAUACGCAGAAGGAUGCUGAUAAAAGCCAAAUAUAUAAGAAUCAGCUUUUUUGCGUAUUGGUUGAGAAUGGUCACAUAUUCCAGAACUUCAUGGAAGUUUUGGUGCUCAAUUUCAACAGGGAGACAAACCCCACGGUACAAAUUCUAAUGCUCAAAGCGCUCUAUGUUGUUUUCACUACUUCUUCAACGUGCCAACUGAUAUAUCUCAAUGACCUUGAAGUAAUUAUGGAUAUCAUGAUCAGGGAGUUAUGCAAUCUUUCGCUUGUAAAGGAUGGAAUACUCAUCAACACAUAUCUGCGAGUUCUCUACCCAAUGCUGCUCUUUUCUAAUUUGAAUGGCAAGAAGUACAAGGUGGACAGUCUACGCUCAAUUUUGAGGUAUCUUUGUACAUCUGAACAGACAAAUGAGACCACAGAAAGGUUGGCCAAGAGAUGUCUUGAGCUUGACAUUUUUCAGCAAGAAGCAACCAACUUUCCGGAACCGCUGGAGGAAAAUGAUGGUGAAAGUAGUGACAGCAGCUCCGUUACAACAGUAAAAUCAGCUUCCCCAGCUAUGUAUCCAGUGCAGCAUUCAUCUAUGUUCAUGCUUAGCAAGGAUAAGAAGAAGAGCAUGAGCAGCAGCCAAUCACUUCCUGCAAUGUCUAAAGGCAGACGUUCACAAUCUCUGUGUCAAAAGGCACCUGUACCUCCGAGACCUCGGAACUGGUCUUCCGCCAAUUCUGUUCCACCUGUAUUCGUGCAAAGGGUUGAUUCUGGCUCAUCUCAGGCCUCCAGUGUUGAUAGCAUUAACACUACAGCAAGCAUGUUUGUUACAGAUAGCUACAUUGACAAAAAUAAUAGUUCGUUUGCUAUCAGGUCAACCCCUGUUCUUGUGCAAAAUAAACCAUCUGCGAAGAAAUUUGCCCCACCUCCACCACCCAGAAGAAAGACGGCAAGCUCUUCCGAUAUUCAGCUUAGUAGAGUCAAGGUUUUCAAAUGA
Brettanomyces bruxellensis is the source of this 1902-nucleotide messenger RNA. RefSeq lists its product as uncharacterized. Gene Ontology annotation, cellular component: actin cortical patch. Gene Ontology annotation, molecular function: Arp2/3 complex binding. The transcript has a single exon. Lineage: Eukaryota; Fungi; Ascomycota; Pichiomycetes; Pichiales; Pichiaceae. Bases 1 to 1902 code for a protein of 633 amino acids. Gene Ontology annotation, biological process: actin cortical patch assembly; endocytosis; actin cortical patch localization. The record is from RefSeq and is a predicted model, not a curated record.